Molecule: messenger RNA, 3477 nt
Organism: Betta splendens (Siamese fighting fish)
Lineage: Eukaryota; Metazoa; Chordata; Actinopteri; Anabantiformes; Osphronemidae
Gene: fignl1
Product: fidgetin-like 1
Exons: 2
Coding region: 339-2273 (644 amino acids)
Molecular function (GO): ATP binding; ATP hydrolysis activity; microtubule severing ATPase activity
Source: RefSeq, a predicted model, not a curated record
ACAUUAUCUUUGUAUUGUCACAUUUUUUUAUGUUACGCCGACGUGUUGUCAAUGUAUUUAACCUUAACCGUGGUUUGUAUUGGGUUUGGGUUUCUUUACUUAGUGGAAGAUAGGAUUUUUAGUUUAAUUUAGCAUCGGAUGAACGAAAUGGAACGCGGAAGGAAGUUGCAUUUUUGAGGAAGUAACUGGUGGCGGGAACAAAUGAGAUACGAGUUAAAGGACAGCAGCUCUCAAGUUAAGCUAGCUUUACAAAGGUCGUGCUUUUACUCUAAUACGACUUAUUGGCGUUACAACAUAAGGAAGUAGAAGAUAUCAGUCAUAGCUGGAGCAGGCCAGGCAUGAGUAGCGCACACCUGGACGAAUGGCAGAGGAGGUCCUUUGACAUUUCAUCUGGCAGCUGUACACCAGAACAGACGGCUGAUGCCUACCGGGCCCACAUCCUCUCCAUUCAAUAUGCAUGGGCAAGCUCCCAGAUCUCUCAGGCCUGCAUGGACAGCCUGUUCAGGACCUACACAGAGCGGUACGCUGCGGUGCUGGACUCCGAUGACCCAAACACAGGGCUAAACAACUAUGCAGAGAGUGCACUGCACCUUGCCCGCAGUCAAAGGAACAACAGUGACAAAUGGGAGUCGUCCCUGACCAUAGAGCGUGUGUUGGAGCUGCCUUGCGUGCAGAAGAUGAUUCAGGUGGAGACAGAGGGUGGAAGCUCUCUGGUGGCACCAGCAGAUGUUAACAUAUCUGUGGGACAAGACGGAAGAGGUGAUUCCCACUGUGCUCUCUUUGGCGGAGUCAAGCCAGACUCUGCUUUGUUUAAACCUUUAGGGCCACCACAACCUAAACUAGAGGUUAACAACACGGCUUGUGAUCUUGCUGAGUGUUCUACAAUAAGUUCAAGGGCCUCUGAGUGGAUCUCAGGUGAUCAAAAUGUCUUCUCCCGACAUCCAGCACGACCACAAUCUUUGUUUAGUCAUCCUCUUUCAGUUCCUCCGCAUGCCAACUCUGCCCCUCCAGAUGGCACACAGUCGUCCAACUUCUAUAACCCAAACCCAUCUAAGAGAAAAAACUUUUACAAUCCAGAGGGAGAACAAGGUGGCAGGGGACAGCAUGGAGGUCAAAUAGGCACUGACCCUCGAGCUGGACACAACUUCAAAACGGCUCGGGAGCAGUUCAUCAUUGAGCAGCAUAAAAAGCAUGCUCAGCAGCCUCCGAGAGGUCAAACCCCCGGGAUGGCUGCAGCUGUAAAAAAGUCUUUGGGUGCUAAUAGGCCUCGUGGUAUGUUUUCUAAAUUUGUUUCACCCAUGCCACGACAAGAAGAAGGGAGCAGCAGGGAAAACCAUAAUUCUAACCAGGAGCCUCAGAACCUGGAUGAACGUCUGAAAAACUUUGAGCCAAAGAUAAUUGAGCUGAUCAUGAGUGAGAUCAUGGACCACGGGCCUCCGGUGGCCUGGGAUGACAUCGCUGGUCUGGAGUUUGCCAAAACCACCAUAAAGGAGAUUGUGGUAUGGCCAAUGCUGCGGCCUGACAUCUUUACUGGCCUCCGUGGUCCCCCUAAAGGCAUCUUAUUGUUUGGCCCUCCAGGAACUGGCAAAACAUUGAUAGGGAAAUGUAUAGCCUGUCAAUCAGGUGCCACCUUUUUUAGCAUCAGUGCAUCAUCACUCACAUCCAAGUGGGUGGGUGAAGGGGAAAAAAUGGUGCGAGCGCUGUUUGCCAUCGCCCGUUGCCACCAACCUGCUGUGAUUUUUAUUGAUGAAAUCGACUCCUUGUUGUCGCAGCGGACGGACGGAGAGCACGACUCAUCGCGCAGGAUAAAGACAGAGUUUCUGGUUCAGCUAGAUGGAGCAGCCACGGCAGCCGAGGACCGCAUCUUGGUGGUGGGUGCCACCAACCGGCCUCAGGAGAUAGACGAGGCAGCUCGUCGACGCCUGGCGAAGCGGCUCUACAUCCCCCUGCCUGAAGCCGCGGCCCGACGGCAGAUCAUAACCAACCUCAUGGCUCAAGAGAAGAACCAGGUGAGAGAGCACGAGCUGGACAGCGUGGUCACCGCCACGGAGGGCUUCUCUGGAGCGGAUAUGACCCAGCUGUGUCGGGAGGCAGCGCUGGGGCCCAUCCGCAGCAUCCAGCUCAGUGACAUCUCCACCAUCACUGCUGAUCAGGUGCGGCCAAUUCUCCAUGGUGACUUCCAGGAGGCACUGAAGACUGUGAGACCAAGCGUCUCGUCAAAGGACUUGGAGUUGUAUGAAGAGUGGAAUAGGACUUUUGGUUGUGGGCGUUAGAGUCCUGUUACCUAAAUUUGUAAAAAAAAUUGUGUUGCUCAGUUUUUCCUGCUGCCUGAACCAUUAUUUGAUUAUAGUAUAGUUGUUCUUAGUUCUUCAUUCUUACAGAUUACUAUGACUGUCUUGUAGUAUCAUGUUAUUUGCAGUUUGUUUCUGGCAAUCUUUAGAUAUUAAAGCUAUUGUUUUCUUGUUAUUUGGUGUAAUUAUUGGUCAACCUGUUACAGGUGUACCAGCAGUCCCUGUUUAAAUAGUAAUUAGCAAGUUUUAAGUUAGUAAGUAAGUAAUUAUACAUUUUUGGAAAGUACUUCAAAUCUGUUUACUGUAGGUGUUUAAUGUCUCGGAAUGUGAUGUCAAUGUCUUUAUGUAGUCUCCAUAAGAUUUUACUCUUACAUUUAUAUGUUGUGACCUGAAAUAUUCCUGAUUUGCUGCUAUUGGCUGCAGAAGUUGGGCAACACAGCAACUAUCCCCAGUCUCAGGGUAAAAACUCUUAAUAUAGCUGUUGCUCUGCUUCCCUUCGUGUUAACGAUUAAGACAGCAGUGGACUCAACAGGAAAAUCUCUUACGGCAACACAUUAGACAAUAUGUGUGAGCUCCAUAAUCUGAGUCACUGGGUUGCAAGGUUGAUUGUGUAGCUGCACACUUGUCAACAUGUCAGUGUGUCCACUCAAUAAAUCUGACUCUCACUCACUUGUCCCAGUGCUCCUACUCCUGGACAGAUAUCUAUUUACAGUAAAUGUAUUCGUUUUUUCAUCACUCAUCGUUCAUACACUUGCGCUGAGAAGGCCCAUCAUCGAGUGUGCACGCGGGAAUCGACAUGCUCAUCUAAAUUUCAUGAAACAAUCUUUGAAAAUCUGGAGGACCAUGAAAAAAGAUUUUCAUUUAUAUUUCAUCUUUUUGUCAAGUCGCUGAUGAAUAUUUCAGACGUGUGGUUGGCCGCCGUAUUGAAACUUUGUUGAAUUAGCCAGCAGUGGUAGUCAAACAGGCCCCCGUCUCUGAACAUGGGGGCUCCUCACAGCUGGACUGGGACAGAUGCACAGAAUUCUGCUGGUGUUGACAGGAUCCAUAGAGUGUAGACUGAAAACUGUCCAUAUGGUGAAAGCUUGUAACUCAGUUUGACUGUGGCUGUGCAGCAGUGGUCACAUCUGGGCUCUUGUGGAUACAGACACCACACAGUACUGUUAAUAAAAGGUCAUUCUCCUGCUCA